This is a messenger RNA of Dunckerocampus dactyliophorus (ringed pipefish), 5903 nucleotides long. It is a transcript of the gene slc8a4a, whose product is annotated as solute carrier family 8 member 4a. The record is from RefSeq and is a predicted model, not a curated record. The transcript is spliced from 9 exons. Bases 626 to 3454 code for a protein of 942 amino acids. Gene Ontology annotation, molecular function: calcium:sodium antiporter activity. NCBI's taxonomy places the organism in Eukaryota, Metazoa, Chordata, Actinopteri, Syngnathiformes, Syngnathidae. Gene Ontology annotation, cellular component: axon; sarcolemma; postsynapse. Gene Ontology annotation, biological process: calcium ion import across plasma membrane; cell communication; sodium ion transmembrane transport.
UUUCUCGCCUGCCAUGCACCAUCCCCACGCUCCAUAUCCAUCUUGUCCUGGUCCUUGUGAUGUGAUGAUGUGCAGAUGUCGGUCCACCAGCACCCUCCCAUCCACGCCUCCUCUCUCUCAUGUGCACCGCUUUGCCUUCUCCUCCGCUCACAAGAGAGGGAUUUCCCAUUUUUUUAUGCACUCCCAGUAGAUUUAUCGGAUGAAAACACUGAGGGAACGCUUUCCUAAGAGGACACUUUGCUGGAAUUUGGCGACCAAAGAGGAGAGUCAUAUUUUACGCACCGAACAAUUGGCGUAUGCAAAUCACAUGCAUGCAUUGUGGUUUUUUUUUGUCGCUGUGGAGCAAAAGAGGCAUUUUUCUAUCAAGAUGAACUAAUCCGGAUGUGUUAAGUUUGAUGUAAAAAAAGAGUGGUGGGGUGGGGGGGUUGACUCCAACACAUAAGCGCAAGCAAGGCAACAUCAGUGGAUCUGCUCAUCUGCAGGCUAGAGGCACUAAAAGCAGGCUCCUGGAGAAAUGAAAAGUGUGUUGUUCCGCUCCUGAGGACUCAACUGUUGCAAGAGGUUGCUAUCAAUAAACCUCCACAUGGAUUGAACUCAGCAGACUAGCAAACAUUGUCACUGAGCCAUGUUACUCCACAAGAGGACUCCAUCUUUCACUCCUUGUAUGUUCAUCUCAAUCCUGCUGCUCCUGCUCCCGGGAGUCACCCACGUGUCCCAAGGCAGUUCCAGCCAUGAAGGUCCUGGCAGCCCACCAAGGAACUGCACCAGUGAAGAUAACUGCUCUGACGGAGUGGUGCUUCCCAUGUGGAAUCCCCAGAACCCUGUGGUGGGUGACAAGGUGGCACGGGCCAUUGUUUACUUUGCAGCGCUAAUAUACAUGUUCCUGGGCAUGUCCAUCAUUGCGGACCGCUUCAUGUCCUCCAUUGAGGUCAUCACAUCCCAGGAAAAAGAGAUCACCAUCAAGAAGCCCAACGGAGAGACAACAACCACGACGGUGCGUAUUUGGAACGAGACCGUGUCCAACCUGACCUUAAUGGCUUUAGGCUCCUCAGCCCCUGAAAUCCUGUUGUCUGUCAUUGAGGUGGUCGGUCAUAAUUUUGAAUCUGGAGCACUCGGACCGAGUACCAUCGUGGGCAGUGCCGCGUUCAACAUGUUCAUCAUCAUAGCGCUCUGUGUCUAUGUGGUGCCAGAAAAUGAGACUCGCAAGAUAAAGCACCUGAGGGUGUUUUUUGUCACUGCCGCCUGGAGCAUCUUUGCCUACAUCUGGCUGUACCUCAUUCUGUCUGUCUUCUCCCCUGGGGAGGUGGAGGUUUGGGAGGCAGUCCUCACCUUCCUCUUCUUCCCACUCUGUGUGCUGCAAGCUUGGAUCGCAGAUCGCCGCCUGCUCUUCUACAAGUACGUCAACAGACGCUACCGCACCGACAAGAAUCGCGGCAUUAUCAUCGAAUCGGAGGGGGACGCCAUGUUCACCAAAAUGGACUUGGAGAUGGACGGCCAGGGGGUCAACUCCCACACGCACCCCAAGGAGGCUCUGGAUGGUAUGCUGGAGGGGGUGGAGGAAGGCGGAGGGACGAGUGCGGAACAAGACCAGGAGGAGGAAGCCAGGAGGGAGAUGGCUCGCACCCUGAAAGAAUUGAAGCAGAGGCAUCCAGAGAAGGACAUGGAGCAGCUGAUUGAGAUGGCCAACUACCAAGUUCUGGUGCAGCAACAGAAGAGCCGGGCCUUCUACCGCAUCCAGGCCACACGCAUGAUGAUUGGAGCUGGAAACAUCCUGAAAAAGCACGCUGCCGACCAAGCCAGGAAGGUGGUGAGCUGCCACGAGGCCAGUGGACAAGAAGAGGAUCCGAACACCAUCUACCUGCAGUUUGACCCCUCCCAUUACCAGUGCUUUGAAAACUGUGGCUCCUUAAAGCUCUCAGUGAGCCGCCAUGGAGGAGAGAGUGGCUGUACAGUGAAGGUGGACUACCGCACAGAAGAUGGGACUGCCAACGCUGGCUCGGACUACGAGUUUGCUGAGGGCACUUUGGUCUUCAAGCCUGGCGAGACCACAAAAGAGUUCACCGUCGGCGUCAUCGACGACGACAUUUUCGAAGAGGACGAGCACUUCUACGUGCGCCUCAGCAACCCCCGAAUAGUGCACCGAGCUGAGGUGUCCAUCCUGGAGCCGCGCUCCAUCUCCUCCAGCAACAGCAUGGUAGGCAUCUCCUCCCACAUCCCGCCCAAAGCCGCCCUCGGCAGCGCUCACACCGCCACCGUGACCAUCUAUGACGACGACCACGCCGGCAUCUUUACCUUCGAGAGCAAGUCCACCAGGGUCAGCGAGAGCAUCGGCAACAUGCAGCUCAAGGUUCACCGGACGUCCGGAGCGAGGGGGAAGGUCGCGGUGCCUUACCACACCGUCGAGGGAACCGCCAAGGCCGGGGAGGACUACGAGGAAGUGUCUGGCAAGCUGGAGUUUCAGAACGACGAGACCAUGAAGCUGCUGAACGUGAAGAUCAUCGACGAUGAGGAGUACGAGAAGAACAAGACCUUCACCAUUAUUUUGGAGGAGCCCGUUCUGCUGGAAGUGGGACAGAGACACGGAGACACCAACGACAACAAGGCGCCGAUUGGGCCCGAGGAUGUGGCGAAGAUGGGCUGCCCGUGUCUGGGAGAGCAUACCAGCCUGGAGGUGGUCAUUGAGGAGUCUUAUGAGUUUAAGAGCACGGUUGACAAGCUGAUUAAAAAGACCAACCUGGCUCUGGUGGUGGGGAGCAGCAGCUGGAGAGAACAGUUUGUUAGUGCCGUCACUGUCAGUGCAGGUGACGACGACGAGGAAGAGAGCGGCGAGGAGCGUUUGCCCUCCUGCUUUGACUACAUCAUGCACUUCCUGACCGUUUUCUGGAAAGUGCUAUUUGCUUUCGUCCCACCCACUGAGUACUGGAACGGCUGGGCCUGCUUCUUCGUCUCCAUCUCCUUAAUUGGCAUCCUGACAGCGGUGACCGGGGACCUGGCCUCUCAUUUCGGGUGCACCGUUGGGCUGAAGGACUCGGUCACCGCCGUGGUGUUCGUGGCCCUGGGCACGUCCGUCCCAGACACAUUUGCAAGUAAAGUGGCCGCCAUCCAGGACCAAUACGCUGAUGCAUCAAUCGGCAACGUGACGGGCAGCAACGCGGUCAACGUCUUCCUGGGCAUCGGGGUGGCGUGGACCAUCGCCGCCGUAUACUGGAAAACCAAAGGCAAGAUGUUCAAGGUGAACCCGGGCUCUCUGGCCUUCUCCGUCACCCUCUUCACCAUCAUGGCGCUGGUGUGCGUGCUGGUGCUGCUCUACCGCCGCCGACCCAGCGUUUCGGCCGGAGAGCUCGGGGGCCCACGGACAGCCAAGCUCCUUACAUUCUUCCUUUUCCUGUCCCUGUGGUUCAUUUACAUCCUGCUGGCCUCCUUGGAGGCCUACUGCCACGUGCCUGGCUUCUGAAGGCCCACACGCAGCCCCUCGCUUUGUGUUGACACUUCGAUGGAUGUGUUUCUCUGUUUUUUUUGUCCCUACUUUCACAAAUGUUUACAACUAUUUGUACCAUCACUUAUCCUAAACAGACAUUUGCUGCCAACAAUGAUGCAAAAUUACAUUUCUCUUCUAUUUUUCCAUUUCUUUUAGCAGAAUUUAGCUCAAAUAUCCAAGCGUAUUGCUCCCCUCUGUGUAUGUUAUUUACGUUUGUACAUUUUUAUGAUAUGACUUUAUAUAAAAUGUAAAAUUAAAAGCAGAGCCUAUAAAAGGAAUGAUGUCGGGGGUUGAAGGGGGAACAUACAGAGGUGUGGAAAAAGUGUUUGUACCCUUCCUGAUUUUCUUAAAUGUUUCGUAUCAUCAAACAAAUUUAAAUAUUGGUCAGUGACAACACAACUGAACAAUUUAUGCAGUCUUUAAAUCAAACUUUUUUAUUUUGAAGGGAGAACAAAAAUCCAAACCUACAUGGCCCUGUGUGAAAAAGUGAUUCCCCGUCUGUUAAAACAUAAUUUAACUAAGAUUCAAUGAGAACUAUCAGUGUGGAAAAGGUUAUAAAGCCAUUUCUAAAGCUUUGGGACUCCAGCCAACCACAGUGAGAGCCAUUAUCCACAAAUGGCGAAAACAUGGAACAGUGGUGAACCUUCCCAGGAAUGGCCAGCCAACCAAAAUGACCCCAGUGGCGCAGUGACGACUCAUCCAAGAGGUCACAAAAGACCCCACAACAACAUCCAAAGAACUGCAGGCCUCACUUGCCUCAGUUAAGGUCAGUGUUCAUGACUCCACCAUAAGAAAGACACUGGGCAAAAACGGCCUGCAUGGCAGAGUUCCAAGACCAAAACCACUGCUGAACAAAAAGAACAUUAAGGCUCGUCUCAAUUUUGCCAGAAAACAUCUUGAUGAUCCCCAAGACCUUUGGGAAAAUACUCUGUGGUCUGACGAGACAAAAGCUGAACCUUUUGGAAGGUGUGUGUCCCAUUACAUCUGGCGUAAAAGUAACACCACAUUUCAGAAAAAGAACAUCAUACCAGCAGUAAAAUAUGGUGGUGGUAGUGUGAUGGUCUGGGGCUGUUUUGCUGCUUCAGGACCUGGAAGACUUGCUGUGAUAAAUGAACCAUGAAUUGUGCUGAAGGAGAAUGUCCGGCCAUCUGUUGGUGACCUCAAGCUGAAACCAACUUGGGUUCUGCAGCAGGACAAUGAUCCAAAACACACCAGCAAGUCCACCUCUGAAUGGCUGAAGAAAAACCAAAUGAAGACUUUGGAGUGGCCUAGUCCAAGUCCUGACCUGAAUCCUAUUGCGAUGCUGUGGCAUGACCUUAAAAAGGCUCUUCAUGCUGGAAAAGCCUCCAAUGUGGCUGAAUGACAACAAUUUUGCAAAGAUGAGUGGGCCAAAAUUCCUCCCCAGCGCUGUAAGAGACUCAUUGCAAGUUAUCACAAACGCUUGAUUGCAGUUGUUGCUGCUAAGGGGGGCCCAACCACUUAUUAGGUUUAGGGGACAAUCACUUUUUCACACAGGGACAUGUAGCUUUGGAUUUUUUUCUCCCUUAAUAAUAAAAAGUUUCAUUUCACAACUGCAUUUUGUGUUCAGUUGUGUUGUCAUUGACUAAUGUUUCAAUUUUUUUGAUGAUCUGAAACAUUUAAGUGUGACAAACAUGCAAAAAAAAAAGAAAUCAGGAAGGGGGCAAACACUUUUUCACACCACCGUACAUGGAUUGAUAUUUAUUACACAGGCUUUACAUUAAAUAUUCAUAGUAUAUCAUGUGACAGAUGAACAUCGUGUGUACGGGUUUUGUGAAAGAGUUGGUGUGUUUUUUUUUUUUCUUUUGCACGCAGAAAAAGAGUUUCUUGGAAAUCUACUUUAAAGUACAGUAUGUAACAUUUGGACAAUGGUGUGUUGAUGUGCUCCUGUAAUGUGAAUCUCAGCAGUAAUCUCGCAACGCUCUUCACCAGUGCCAUGUUUGAUAUAGCCAUAGUUCACGUGUAUUUUCUAACUACAAAUAUGAACAAAGGUCCCCCGUGGGCAGAGUGCCUGCUUUAAAUUGUGUUUACAAUUUAAGGGUGUUUACAUUUGAGUGACUUAUCAUACUUUCCAUCAAUAUUCCAGACGUUCAGUGACACGUUUUCUUUCCUACCUUUCGCAACCGUCACCACUUUCAGAAAUAAAAAAGCACAGUCGAAAGCAAAGGCCCACUUUUGCGACGAGUAAAAGCACAACAAGUGAAGUGGUCGUCUGAGAGACGUGAGGCGUGUCCAAGCAGAAUAGAAACUGUACCUACCUGAGUGUUAUGUCAAAGGUUCUUUUCUUUAUUUAAUUUGUAAAGCCAUAUUUACAAGAAUACUGUCAAUAGAAGUGUUCAAUUUCAACAUAUUGAUAUGCAUGCUUAAUGUAUAAAAAAAGGAAAUAAAUGUUGGUGAUUUAUGAAAA